AUGUCUCAGGCUCUGACUCGCUCUGUCCUGCGACGCGCGGAGAUGCUGCGCAACGUGUCUGCGAGGCAAAUGUCGUCGUCGUCGUCGCACGCGCAUGACGUUGAGGAGACCAUCAAGUGGCGCAACAUCACGGCUGUCGCAAUGGUCGGCUGUUUGGCUCUGGGCGUCUACAACUUCGCGGGAGCUGCUCACCACGAGAAGCACGAGCGACCGGCAUACCCCUACCUCCACAUUCGCAACAAGGAAUUCCCUUGGGGACCCUGCGGCCUGUUUGAAUGGGAUUGCAAGACUGCCGCGGGUGCCAAGUGA
Closterium sp. Yama58-4 is the source of this 309-nucleotide messenger RNA. NCBI's taxonomy places the organism in Eukaryota, Viridiplantae, Streptophyta, Zygnematophyceae, Desmidiales, Closteriaceae. The record is from the annotation of a GenBank genome assembly.